UAUUAUAGGUGGCAAGGGCAAGCCCACGCUAUAAACAAUUGCAGCCAAAAGUGUGUGCAAUGGACACUGAAAGUGCACAGCAGGCACCUGUCGGAUUAAGCAUCUCCCCGAAGACCUACACAUACGCACUGCACGAAGACCCUCACCGGGCCGUGGCCCCACCAACCGCGAAUGGCGAAACAUUGCUGACGCGCGGGCGUUUUAGCUAUUUUCAUUACGGCUGCGAUGGCCACCAGGAUGCGGGCUGGGGCUGUGGCUAUCGCACCCUGCAAACGGCCAUCUCGUGGCUUAUAAAUAAACGCAGCCAAGCGGCGCAGCAGGUGCCCUCGAUAAGGGAGAUACAGCAAAUAUUGAUCGAACUGGGCGACAAGCCAGCGAGCUUUGGUGGCUCCCGCGACUGGGUUGGCACACUGGAGGAGUUCUACGUGAUUGAUGCGCUCUUCCAGCUGCCCUGCAAGAUUCUGCACACAAAGGAACUCUGCGCCGAGGAAGUGCUCCAGCAGAUACGCAAUUACUUUGUGGAAUACGCGGGCUUCAUACCCAUGGGCGGGCUGAGUGAUGCGGCAUCCAAGGGCAUAGCUGGCUGGCAUGGCACCCCAACGGGCGAAGUCUAUCUGCUGAUUGUGGAUCCGCAUUACGCGGGUGUGCCCGAGAGCAAGCAGCAACUAAUUGACAGCGGCUAUGUCCGCUGGAUGCACACCAGCGAGCUGCAGGCGAGCGCAUACAAUCUGUGUCUCAUGCUGCAGCAAUAAAACGAGGCAAAGCCAAAGCCACAAAUUGAUUAGCAUACAA
Drosophila subobscura is the source of this 792-nucleotide messenger RNA. It is a transcript of the gene Ufsp1, whose product is annotated as probable Ufm1-specific protease 1. The transcript has 2 exons. Lineage: Eukaryota; Metazoa; Arthropoda; Insecta; Diptera; Drosophilidae. The record is from RefSeq and is a predicted model, not a curated record. The coding region runs from base 60 to 752 and encodes 230 amino acids.